Molecule: messenger RNA, 2184 nt
Organism: Priceomyces carsonii
Lineage: Eukaryota; Fungi; Ascomycota; Pichiomycetes; Serinales; Debaryomycetaceae
Exons: 1
Coding region: 1-2184 (727 amino acids)
Biological process (GO): regulation of DNA-templated transcription; DNA-templated transcription
Molecular function (GO): zinc ion binding; DNA binding; DNA-binding transcription factor activity, RNA polymerase II-specific
Source: RefSeq, a predicted model, not a curated record
AUGAAAAAAAGGGUUCCUGGGCAUUUACGGAAGAAGGCCCUUUUCAGUUGUGAUCGGUGUAGAUUGAAGAAAAGAGCAUGUAAGCGGGAGACAAAUGGCAACUCAAAAGCUACAGAUGUUGAUCUAAGCGUUCCUUGCACUGGAUGUGCCAAUAGAGGACUUGAAUGCAAAACCACUUUACCUCGAAAGAGACGCAGCCAUGUUACAGACAAAACUUUAGGCUUGCAUUAUAAAUAUUUGUACGCAAUCGCUCAAGCGAUGCUUCCCAAUGUAGAUAUCAACAAUAUGGACUAUUUGAGGAAAGUUGGCAGCGACAUGGGUAUAACAAUGCCCUCUUUUCUGAAAAAAGGGACUGAAAAUGAUGAGGAGCUUGCUGAUAUAGGUCGGUUGAUUUCACCAAAUUCCGAAAACACUUACUCGAGGUCGCAUGAGGAGAUUUUUGAAGGCGAUAAAUUUAUAUUGGAUAAUCAUGGCGUCUCACAUUAUGUUGGCCCUAUGGGUACAGCUGCGCUAUUGGCUAGUACGAGUUCUUUCAUGAUGGAUUCAAACGAAAUGUCAACCCUUUUUGCGCUGGAAUUUCAAAAAGUAUACGAGAGUGACGCAAUUGUUAGCUCCACGGCAUAUUCGAAUAGCGAUUCGAUAAAUUCGAAGAUUGACCCAACUUCUGAUACACCAUAUGUUCCAGGUUUGCACAAGUCAUUUUGUAACACAUAUAAAGAGGUUUUUUUUGAAAAGCUAUAUAUCUAUUAUCCUUGUAUGAGAAGAGAGCGCUUCGAAGACCUAUACGAAAAAUUUUGGCACGAAACAGGAGAGUGCAAAUAUCACGCAGCUGAAUUGACUUUAGACCAGAUUUGUUGUAUCUAUGCGGUACUUGUAUUAGGAUAUUGCUAUCACAGGCAGUUUUUCUCCUCAGGUUUAGACGAUCCUAUCAUACCACAGCUUCUUAAGAGAAUAGUAUCGUCAAUAUCAUCCUUGAUCCUUUUGCCCACAUUAGAUGGCAUUCUGUCAUUAUUACUAUUGGCCAUUUACUAUGGCAAGAAUAAGAAACGAGAAUGUUCAUAUUUAUUAUUAGAGAUAUCUUGCAAGCAAGCUUUGGCAAUUGGAUUAAGUCGUCAAUCAAUGAUUGAGUGUAUUGCUGAUGAAAAUGUCAAGGAUCAAAUGAAAAGAUUAUGGUGGGUUUUAUUUCUUCAAGAGGUUAAAAUGUGUAAACUUCUUGGUCGGGUAUCCUCGGUGUCCUUACAGGAAGUGAAUGUCGAUUAUCCAUCGUUUGAGCUGGAGAAUGAGGUAGGUGCAAUGUUUUUAUGUUCAAUUAAAUUGAUUCGUGUUGUUCACCAAUUCCCUGAAAUUGCGUCCUCUACUUUUGAAGAAAAUACUAUCAAAACUACUUGCUCUAUCAUUGACCACGUAGAGAAGUCAUUGCUAAAGUGGUACGUUGACUUCGAAAAAUGCUUCACAAAUGUAAGCAAAAGACAGUCAAUUUCUUUCAGAUUUCGAUUGAUGUUAGAGUAUCAUUACUAUCAUAUUUAUCUUUUGUUCGCUUCAAUAGUGCAUUUAUGUGAGAAGAAGACAGCCGUGGAAAAAAAGGUUAUCGAUCUUGCUGCAAGAUGCGUUCACUCUGGUAUCAAAAUCAGCGAAAUUCUUAUCGAAGGGGAUGCUUACACAAUACUCAAUUCUUUCUGGAGCCCCCAUGCAAAUUAUGCUUUCCUUUCGACUUUAUGUCUCUCCAGAGUAUUCAUAUGGAUGCAAAACGUUGGCAUAACGUCCUUGAAUUAUGAUAAUAUUCAUAUAUCGAAGGAGGAUAUUCAAAAGUCAAUGAUUUCAGUUAGGGAAUAUAACAAAGGACAUAUAUUUAGAUGGACAGGGUCAAGUGUUAAAUUAAGCAAAUACACCGAAGUAUUGCUAAAGAACUUCAAGUUUAUCAUAGACAAAUCACCUGUGGGAAACUCCGAAAUCGGAUAUGACGCUAUCGGUGCUGGUAUAGUCAAUUCAGAAGCUGAAACAGCAAAUCCAGCCAACUCCUCUGCAUCACUUGGAAUGGCCCCUGUUUCACCGACGACAAGGUGGGAUGUCUCGAAUGUUAGUAAUAGUACUCAACGUAUACUAAAUCAAAAUGAGUUGGCUGAUUUUACGUUGGAAAAAUUAGAGGGAAGCAUGUUUUUUGCGAAUGAUGUCAUGGGUUUGUAA